Molecule: messenger RNA, 726 nt
Organism: Henningerozyma blattae CBS 6284
Lineage: Eukaryota; Fungi; Ascomycota; Saccharomycetes; Saccharomycetales; Saccharomycetaceae
Product: transcription initiation factor TFIID subunit 14 family protein
Exons: 2
Coding region: 1-726 (241 amino acids)
Biological process (GO): regulation of transcription by RNA polymerase II; chromatin remodeling
Cellular component (GO): Swr1 complex; NuA4 histone acetyltransferase complex
Molecular function (GO): histone binding
Source: RefSeq, a predicted model, not a curated record
AUGAAUGAUAUUCCUACACAUGAAGCUACACUCCGUGUUAGAACAAUCCAACACUUAAAAGGAUCUGCUAAUUCGGUUGACGAAUAUCCUAUAUGGCAAUGGAGCUUACAACUUUAUUUAUUAGAUAAGAAUGGCACUCAAAUACCGUGCAACAUUAUUAAAUCUUGUGAAUAUAUUCUACAUCCAUCAUUUGAAAAGCCUAAUAGGAUAGUCGAUACAAUACCCUAUCUACUAGAGGAAGAAGGAUGGGGUGAAUUUAAUAUUAAGAUCAAAUGUCAAUUUUUAUUUGGUUUAGGUUUAUUUACAAUUAAUCAUGAUAUAAAUUUUGAUAACACAGAAUACCUGGUAGAUUAUUCAAUUCAGGUACCUUAUAAUCAUCCAAUGAUGUAUAAGCUCUUAAUAGAUAAUAAUAUCAUAGAAGUAUAUGGGCAAAAACAACCAAAAGAAAGUCAACAACAAAAAUUAAUGGACACACCUAUAACACCUCAAAAUUCUAUGGCAUUACUUAACUGGAUUAAAGAAAUACCAUCACUAGAUGAGCAAACCUUAACUGAAAUAGUCCAAAUGAUCAUAAAUCAUCCUGCAAUGAAGCAUGAAUUGUCAUCUUCAAACAUGCAAGACGAUUUUCGAAUAUUAACGUCUCAACUCCCUGAUGACUUAUUAGAGGCAAUUCAGAAGUUAUUUACUGAAGCUGCUAAAAAUGAUAAGUUGAAAAGUCUAAGAUGA